Messenger RNA from Calidris pugnax (ruff), 2902 nucleotides. RefSeq lists its product as uncharacterized. Gene Ontology annotation, cellular component: cytoplasm. Gene Ontology annotation, molecular function: actin binding; protein tyrosine/serine/threonine phosphatase activity. Bases 1 to 2838 code for a protein of 945 amino acids. The record is from RefSeq and is a predicted model, not a curated record. The transcript has 23 exons. Gene Ontology annotation, biological process: protein dephosphorylation; negative regulation of actin filament polymerization; actin cytoskeleton organization. NCBI's taxonomy places the organism in Eukaryota, Metazoa, Chordata, Aves, Charadriiformes, Scolopacidae.
AUGUUCCGGUGUUCCCCGCCUCGACCCUCUCCACCGUGCCUGGUGCCGGUCUCCCCCUCCACCGUACCCGUUGCCAGUGUCCGUGUGCCGGUGCCCCCCCGCUCCGCCGUGCCCGGUGCCGGUUCUGGGUGCCGGUGCCCUCCCCCUCCACCUCACCCGGUUCCGUUGCCCCCCUCCACCGCAUCCGACUUCUACGUGGAGAUGAAGUGGGAGUUCACCAGUUGGGUGCCACUGGUCUCCAAGGUGUGCCCCAGCGACGUCUACCGUGUCUGGAAGCGGGGGGAGAGCCUGCGGGUUGACACCACCCUCCUGGGCUUCGAGCACAUGACGUGGCAGCGCGGCCGCCGCAGCUACAUCUUCAAGGGAGAAGAGGAGGGGGCAGUGGUGAUGGAGGUGGACCACGACAAGCAGGUGGUCUACACAGAGACGCUGGCCCUGGCCCUCCACGAGCCCGACCUGCUGCUGGCGGCCAUGCAGCCCUCGGAGGAGCACGUGGCCGGGCGGCUGACGUCCCCCAUCGUCUCCACGCACCUUGACACCAGGAACAUCGCCUUCGAGCGGAACAAGUCGGGGAUCUGGGGCUGGCGCUCGGAGAAGAUGGAGAUGGUCAGCGGCUACGAGGCCAAGGUGUACAGCGCCAGCAACGUGGAGCUGGUGACCAAGACGAGGACGGAGCACCUCUCCGACCAGGACAAGUCACGCAGCAAAGGCUCCAAGACCCCCUUCCACUCCUUCCUGGGCAUUGCCCAGCAGCACGGCACCCACAACGGGGCGCCCGUGCUGCAGGCUGCCAGCCCCACCAACCCCACCGCCAUCACCCCCGAGGAGUACUUUGACCCCCACUUCGACCUGGAGACCCGCAACAUCGGGCGCCCCAUCGAGAUGUCCAGCAAGGUCCAGAGGUUCAAGGCGACGCUGUGGCUGUGCGAGCAGCACCCGCUGUCGCUGGCGGAGCAGGUGACGCCCAUCAUCGACCUGAUGGCCAUCUCCAACGCCCACUUCGCCAAGCUGAGGGACUUCAUCACCCUCAAGCUGCCCCCCGGCUUCCCCGUCAAGAUCGAAAUCCCCCUCUUCCACGUCCUCAACGCCCGCAUCACCUUCAGCAACCUCUGUGGGUGCGACCAGCCGCUGGGCUCUGUGCGGGUGUGCGCCCCCACCCCCGGCACCCAGCCCCCCAACCCCAGAGGCUGGCCCUUCCCGUGCGAGGUGGAGGCGGGGGUGUUCGAGGUGCCGGCGGGGUACACGGUGCUGGGCGCGGGGCGCAGCGAGCCCCUGCGGGACGAGGACGACGACCUGCUGCAGUUCGCCAUCCAGCAGAGCCUGCUGGACGCCGGCACCGAGACCGACCAGGUGGGACCACCCCUCCCCCAAAAAAAACCCCUCCCUCCUUGGCCACGCCCCCCUUGGGCGCAGGCCACGCAGAGCUUUGUCAUGGUCAAGGGGGCUGCCCUGCUGCUCCCCGCCGAGGAGCUGCUGGAGGCCGAGCCCCCCCCGGCUGAGCCCCCCGGCCAGGCCCCGGGGCGGCAGGAACAGCACCUGCAGCUCAUGAUGCAGCUGCUGCGGCCACAGGACGCCAUCCGGCUGGCGGUGCGGCUGGAGUCGGCGCGGCCGCGGCGAGUGCGGUACCUGCUGGUGGUGCGGCCCGAGGAGGGGGGAGCCGAGGGGGAGACGGCGCUGCUGGGGGUGGAUUUUGCCCACGAGGGGGCCACCCGCUGCACCCUGGGCAUGGUGCUGCCCCUCUGGAGCGACACCCAGGUCUUCCUCGACGGCGAUGGGGGCUUCAGCGUGACGUCAGGGGGGCAGACCCGCAUCUUCAAGCCCAUCUCUGUGCAGACCAUGUGGCCGGCGGUGCCAGAGCUGUCGGAGCAGUCGGUGCGGGCGCUGCUGCGGGAGGUGAUGGCCACCGCCGACCUGGAGAGCGUCACCUCCAAGGAGGUGCGGGAGGAGCUGGAGCGACGCACGGGGCACAGCCUGGCCCAGCACAAGGACUUCAUCGACAACGAGAUGCUGCUGGUGCUGGCGCAGAUGGACCGGCCCUCCCGGGUCUUCCCACACCUCUACCUGGGCUCUGAGUGGAACGCGGCCAACCUGGAGGAGCUGCAGCAGAACCGGGUCACCCACAUCCUGAACGUGGCACGAGAGAUCGACAACUUCUUCCCGGCGCUCUUCACCUACAUGAACGUGCGGGUGUACGACGAGGAGACGGCCCAGCUCCUGCCCCACUGGAACGACACCUUCCUCUUCCUCUCCCGUGUCCGGGCCGCCGGGGGCCGGGCGCUGGUGCACUGCCGGAUGGGGCUGAGCCGCUCGGCGGCCACGGUGCUGGCCUACGCCAUGAAGGAGUACGGCUGGUCCCUGGAGCGGGCCCUGCGGCACGUCCGGCACUGCCGCCCCAGCGUCCUGCCCAACCCCGGCUUCAUGCGCCAGCUGGACUUCUACCAGGGCAUCCUGCACGCCAGCCGGCACAGCAGACUGUGGGAGCCCAAGGCCACCGAGGGGGCGGCCCAGCCCCAGGAGCGCCCCGAGGCCACGCGGGGGGAGGAAGGCGGCCUGUCCCCGUCGUCCCCAUCGUCCCCGCAGUCCCCGAGCGGGCCGGGGCUUUUGGGGACAUCCCGGCGUCCCCGCAUCUCCCUCUGCGCCGUCAUGAGGAGCAUCAGCCAGAUGGAGUCCCCCGAGCCCCUGGAGGUGCUGGGGGAGCCCUUCGACGAGGAGGUGCGGACGAUGGAGGAGGAACCAGCAGUGUUGUCCUCUCAGGGGGUGUCUGGUGGCCAGCAGGCUCCGGUAGCCGGCCCACGCUGCCCACGUGGCCGUGAUCCAGCUGCAUCCCAACUCCAGUGAGGAUUCCACGGACACCCUGGACCCGCUCAGCGGUGAGUGACGUUGGGGACAACAACCCGUGGGC